Messenger RNA from Monopterus albus (swamp eel), 2047 nucleotides. RefSeq names its product transforming growth factor beta-1-induced transcript 1 protein. Lineage: Eukaryota; Metazoa; Chordata; Actinopteri; Synbranchiformes; Synbranchidae. The record is from RefSeq and is a predicted model, not a curated record. The transcript has 11 exons. Bases 338 to 1525 code for a protein of 395 amino acids.
UAUGGACUAGGAAUGUCCAGGAUGACGUCUUGUGUGCGGGGAAUGCGGGUUUGCGACCGCAUCUAUUUAACUACGCCUUCUCCGGUCUGAGGUCCUGGUAGGCAUUACACAGGAAAAGAGGGGUGGAGGAAAACGAAACGGAACCUCCUCCCCCUCCCCCUCCUCCUCCUCCCUCGGCGGAUAACGGUAUCCAAGAAGUUGUUCAGGACCGACGCAGACAAUAGCUACGAGGCUGCCCGUCUCGCGGGCUUUGAUACAUGCCCAUCACUACUUAUUAAUGCAGUGCACGUCCCCGCUGUUUCGCACAAAGAGGAGACCACUCGGCUGAAAUCAUAUCAUGGAGGAUUUAGGAGUGCCUGAGCCACCUAACUACCCUCUCAGUCCUCGUAUUGUUGUGUUUGAUGCCCUCCUCGCUGAUUUGGAGAACACCAGCUCUCCUCUAGCUCGGUCUCCCGUACUACUCACCUCUGACCCUCCACAAAAUGCUAAUCCUGCCUCCCAGGAACCUGCCCAAACCCGGCCGCCGCCGCCCGCUUACACCCCACAGCAAACUGUUUCUGCAGCUAUGAAAUCUUCCCAGAACUCCAACCCUGACAAAUUAUACAGCACAGUGUGUAAACCGCGCUCUCCCCGCACAGUGGAUCCUCCUCCAGCCUUCUCCUCCUCCUCGCUGUUAGGAGGAGGCCUGAGUGAGUUGGACCAUCUGUUACAGGAACUCAACGCCACCCAGUUCAAUAUCACAGAUGAAAUCUUGGCCCAGUUCCCUUCUUCUAAGAAAGAUGAGAGGGACAAGAUUAAGGACAAGGCCACGACCUCCUCCUCCAGUUUUGCGAAGCCUUCAGCAACAUCAGCCACACUGGAGCUGGACAAACUGAUGGCUUCUCUGUCAGACUUCAGAGUCCAGAGCACACCAGCUGCACCUGUCACUCCAGUGGUGACAGCGCCGCAGCAGCAGUCCGCCACUCUCCCACAGCCCUCAUCAGGCGGUUCGCUGGACAGCAUGCUGGGACUCCUCCAAUCGGAUCUGAGCCGACAAGGAGUUCAGACCUCCCCCAAGGGAAACUGUUCAGCCUGUCAAAAGCCAGUAGUAGGACAAGUGGUGACAGCUCUGGGGAAGGUUUGGCACCCAGAGCACUUUGUGUGCACAGAGUGUGAGACAGAGUUGGGCAGUCGCAACUUCUUUGAGAAGGACGGGCGGCCGUACUGCGAGUCAGACUACUUCACACUCUUCUCCCCUCACUGUGCACACUGCAACAAGCCCAUACUAAAUAAAAUGGUCACGGCUCUUGACAAGAACUGGCACCCAGAGUGUUUCUGCUGUGUUAAAUGUAGCCGGGCGUUUGGAGAGGAAGGCUUCCAUGACCGCGACGGCCAGCAGUACUGCCAGCAGUGCUUCUUGACUCUGUUUGCCUCUCGCUGUCAAGGCUGCAGCCAGCCUAUUCUGGAAAACUACAUCUCAGCUCUAAACUCUCUCUGGCACCCACAAUGCUUCGUAUGUAGGGUGAGUGUUUGUCUCUGGGCUUGAGGACUGUGUCCACGGAUUAUGCUGGUAUGUGCUGUAGCACUGUAACACUAAUUAACUCUGAGAAAAAGUCAGGUUGAUUGGAGAAGGAAUAUAUAGGGUAAUAUUAUACGCAGGAUCAUAGAUAGUACUGCGGACAGUUGUGGGGGGUUAUAAUGACAUGAUGAGGACUUUAGAUGCUUCAUUUACACAUGUUGGGUUUUUUAAAGGCUCACUAAACAGAGGUUGGUUGGUGGUGUGUCACAUGGUGAAGUUCUGGAUUUAUAACCUCAGUAUUUCUAAAAUCUUUGCUGGAAAUAGGUCAUGGAGCAUUUUUGAAACCAACACACUGUUAUUAGUGUCACAUGAUUCACUGAUUCAGACAUUUUCCCCAUAACUGCCACAGUAAAGCUGUUCUGUGACUGACAGUUCAGAUGUUGGUGGUACAGUGUGAGUGUGCAUAUGAUGUUCCUGAAAAAAGCUCUCAGGAAAAACUACCAUGUAAUAAAUGUUUUCCAGACACCCUAACGCUAAAAUAAGUUGGGA